UCCACCGUUUUCUCUCUCUUCUCGCUCGAUGUUCAGGAACGACUAGUGAGGAAGAACUCGCGCUAGUUCUGCGAGUCGGCACUAAGUUUGUGACCUGGAAUAAACGAGACACUUCUAAAAAGCGCAGCGUCGAGAGGAGCCUUAAACCGUCUUGCGAAAGGGGAAGAGCAGAUUUAAAGACGUGUAUUCCCCAAAGACAGCGCCAUGAGUCGCAGCAUUGUGCGCCAGAGCAAGUUCCGGCAUGUUUUUGGGCAAGCGGUGAAAGCGGAUCAAAGUUAUGAUGAUAUCCGGGUUUCCAAAGUGACAUGGGACAGUUCAUUCUGUGCAGUUAACCCAAAGUUUCUGGCAGUUAUAGUGGAGUCAAGUGGAGGCGGGGCUUUUCUGGUUCUGCCUCUCUCAAAGGUGGGUCGAGUGGACAAAAACUACCCUCUAGUGGUUGGACACUCAGGGCCUGUUCUGGACAUUGACUGGUGUCCACACAGUGACAAUAUCCUGGCCAGCUGCUCUGAAGACACCACUGCCAUGGUAUGGCAGAUCCCCGACCACACUCCCUGUCGUCCCAUCAGUGAGCCCAUUGUGGUGUUGGAGGGUCACUCUAAACGUGUGGGCAUCAUCAAAUGGCACCCCACUGCCCGCAACAUACUCCUCACUGCAGGCAGUGAUAAUCUGAUCAUCAUCUGGAAUGUGGGCACUGGAGAACCCUUGAUCACAAUGGAUGACCAUCCUGAUCUCAUAUAUAAUGUCAGCUGGAACUACAACGGUAGCUUGUUCUGCACCACCUGUAAGGACCGUCGCCUUCGAGUGUGUGAUCCCCGGAAAAAUGAGGUGGUGGCGGAAAGAAUGUCCCCACAUGAGGGCAUCCGACCAAUGAGAGCCAUUUUUACCAGAGAGGGCAACAUUUUCACCACAGGUUUCACCAGGAUGAGCCAGAGAGAGCUUGGCCUGUGGGAUCCGACUAAUUUUGAAGAGCCCAUAGCACUACUGGAGUUGGACACAAGUAAUGGAGUUUUAUUGCCUUUUUAUGAUCCAGACACUAACAUUGUAUAUCUCAGUGGCAAGGGUGACAGCAGUAUUCGGUAUUUUGAGAUCACAGAGGAACCUCCCUAUGUGCAUUACAUCAGCACAUUCAGUAGUAAGGAGCCACAGAGAGGAAUGGGCUUCAUGCCCAAGAGAGGAAUGGACGUCAGCAAGUGUGAGAUUGCCAGAUUAUAUAAACUCCAUGAAAGAAAGUGUGAGCCUAUUAUGAUGACAGUACCCAGAAAGUCGGACCUGUUCCAGGAUGAUCUUUACCCAGACACAGCAGGCCCAGAUCCAGCUCUGGAACCUGAAGAAUGGAUGGACGGACGAGACGCAGACCCCAUAUUAGUGUCAAUGAGGGAUGGCUAUGUUCCUCCAAAGAGUAGAGAGCUAAAGGUGGCCAAGACGAAUGUUCUAGACACCAGACCUGCAACACGUAGAAGCAUGUCUAACGUAGAUGGAAGUAGUUUGCCCCCUCAGUUGUUGGAGAAGCUUGUUGAGGAGAUCCAAAAUCUGAAGGCCACAGUUCUGUCACAGGAGAAACGAAUCUGUGACUUAGAGAAUAAGCUCUCUAAGUACACUAAUGGCACAGUCUGAAUAAAGCCAACUCAUCCUGUGCACACUUACCAAUUCACUGCUAACCCCUCACAAUUAAAGUAUGAGCACAGAUAGGCCAAGCCACCUCAACUCAGCUUUUAUAAACAGUUUUAAACUCCAGUUCAACUGGCUGUACCGCCACUUGAAUUUUUGACUUCACAGGCUUUUUUUUAAAUGUGAAUGAAUCACCUAUACAGUAGGUACAUUUUGGAGCAUUAGGAGAUUUAAUUUGGCAAAGGCACUUAGAAUGCUCAUCCUGAUGCUUUGUAGAAAAAUUGUUAAUAUUGUGUAGUAGUGCACAAUAUUAGCUGUAUUCCUUAAAUGCUUAAGGAAUCAUAUCAGGAAGAAUUUAUGUCAGCUAUGCAAAAGGUAGGCAAAAACCACCUUCAUUUUAGGAUUUACAAAUCCUUUAAUGUACCUACUGCUUUUUAACCUUGAAAUGCUGACAAAGAAUGACACAAGAAAUGUAGCUGCAGCUUUCUGUAGUGGUUAACAGUCAUAGUGUCUUUGGUAGUCUCUGUGUGAACAUACCUCAUUGUAAAGACCAGGACUUGGGAUCAGAUGGUAGCAUAUGUAGCUCUUAUUUGGUCAAGCAACAUCUAUGGCAUGACUAUGAUAUGUCAGGGCAGUAGCGAGCUCAGUAAUGCCGCCAAUAUACUACACGAUUUCAAAGUUUUCGAAUUGCUGUUCGAUUUAUACUAGACUAACUUGUUUAGGCCACAUGAAGUUGCUGUGGUUUGGUGAUUUUGGGUGACACAUCACAGUUUCACUAGAAAGAAUCCUGUCUCAUUUACAAAAUGCAUUCGCAAUAACUGAUACAGUAAUGGAGAAUUGAUACGGACUGGAAUUCCUCCAAUUAAUGGUGAUCUGCAAGAAACCUGUGAUGUAGAUUGUCUGUGCACUGAUUUGCAGCAAAAAAACAAAAAGAAAAAAGAAAAAAGGAGAAUGUGGAGGACAGAUGGUUGAGAAGACGACUUCUCCCCCCAAAAUUUCUCUUCUACUAUAUCUUGUUCUCUCAUUGGCUGUAGUUCAUCGCCAUUGUCAUUUCCAGUCAAAAUAUUUCACACUGCAGGGCCCAGAUAUUUAGCCUGCUAAUUAUUUUUUGAGUAUCAAUGCUUUUCUCAGAUCAUGUCUUUUAUAAUUUACGCUAUACAAGCAUCACUCACAUGAAUAAAUACUGCUUUGCCUCAGAUUUCAGGCUUAUUUCCAGAAAAAAAAUUUUUUGAUGGUGACCUCCAGAAAAACUGGGCCUAAAAUCGUGUAGCGUAUACCUGGCGUAAGAGUUCUGCACAUUACUUCAUGCCAUUUUAUCGUAAAGGGACAGUUCACCCAAAAAUUCUAAUGCUCUUGAUAUACUCACCUUUAUAUUGUUCCAAAAUAUGAUGUAUUCUGUAAAAUAUGUUGAAAGUUGUUGCUAAAUGUCCAAGCUGCUUUUUCCAUACAGUGAACGUGAGUGAUUACUCAGGCUGUGGAGCUCCAAAAAUAACAAAAAAUAAGCACAAAAACGUACCAUAAAAGUGGUCCAUAUUACUUGUGCACUAAAUUCCAAAUGUUCUGAAGACUUGCCAGGUUUGACAUCAGUGAUGAUUCUUGUGCAGCAGAUUGUGAUGUCACAUAUUUAAAAAUAUUUAAAUCAAACCAAGCACAUAUAUUUGAGAUCUACAUCAGAAGGAAUUAAAAACAGCUAUUUAUGGUCUGUUUGUCAUACAAAUUAUAUAUAGAACACAGAGGACUUGGAAUACAGUGCUUGAGUGUGUCAGUGUGUUAAUUAGUAAUAUAUAUAUAUAUAUAGAGAGAGAGAGAGAGAGAGAGAGAGAGAGAGAGAGAGUUUUUUCUUCUUUUUUAAUCAUGCCAGCAUUGAUACAUUGAUACACACUUUCAUUGCACGGAAAAACAGCCUGAACAUUCUCUUAAAAUAAGAUAGGAUUAAAAGAGACAUGUAACUUAGGUGAGUAAACAAAAACAGUUUUCAUCCUUGGGCGAACAGUUCCUUCAGGCAGAUGCAGGUGGCUCCUGGGCAAAUUUUUAUAUAAAGAUAUCUAAUGUUAUUAACAUAAAUCUAAUGAUUUAACAUAAAAAGCAAAAGGAUGUUUGCAUAGCCAGCAGCUUUCCAUUUGACCCUCUUUGUAUGAGUGCUUGCAUUAUAGACUCUACUAUUUUGCUAUUUUACUAAAUUGCUACUAACCUCUCACUUUACACAUCUCUGCCUUUCCAGCUUUGACCAACACAAUUAAAACUCAUGUGGCUUCUGUUUAACAUUUCAAAAUGUAAAUAUUAUUCUAAAACAACAACAACAACAUCAACAAAAAACCAUGAAAAACAGCAAAACAUCAAAACCAAAGACUUUGAUUUGUGUUUAUAUAGAGGAUAAUUUGUGAGUAUUAUGGUUUGAAUAAAACUCUUUUUGUACA
This is a messenger RNA of Labeo rohita (rohu), 4025 nucleotides long. It is a transcript of the gene coro6, whose product is annotated as coronin 6. The coding region runs from base 205 to 1614 and encodes 469 amino acids. The record is from RefSeq and is a predicted model, not a curated record. Gene Ontology annotation, molecular function: actin filament binding. The transcript is spliced from 11 exons. Gene Ontology annotation, biological process: actin filament organization; cell migration. NCBI's taxonomy places the organism in Eukaryota, Metazoa, Chordata, Actinopteri, Cypriniformes, Cyprinidae.